UUUAUCUCCACCAUUGAUUCGAUUAUAAGGAAGGUGUACCAAAGCAGAAGCAGAAACUCGACCUCUCUGACAACUCCAUCAUCGGCGCUCUCCCAGUGAGUGACCUCAACCAAUGUCACGGCCUUGUGCACCUCAACAUCUCCCACAACCUCAUCACCGGGUCGCUGAAUGUGUCUGGACUGACCAAGCUUCGGGUGCUCGACGUGUCGGCUAACAGGCUCGAGGGCGGCAUCGCCUUCAAUUUCCCGGCGAUAUGCGCUAACCUUACCUUACUGCACUUGUCCACCAACAACAUCACAGGUAACAUCACCAACAUGUUAGAGGGUUGCGCCAGGCUGGAGUAUGUCGACCUCAGCUCGAACAACUUCGACGGCGAGCUCUUGCCCGACGUCGCAAGAUUCAGGAAAUUCAGCAUCGCUGAGAACAACAUCACCGGGAGCGUUCCAUGGAGCAUGUUUCCUAAUGGAUGCAAGCUCCGGUCCUUAGACCUCUCUGCCAACCAGCUGGUGGGGAGCUUCCCGGAUUCCAUUGCGAAAUGCACGAAUUUGACGUACUUGUCGCUGUGGGGGAAUAAUUUCGCUGGAAUGGUACCUGCCGGAAUUGGGAAGCUCGCGUCCCUUGAGGCGUUGGUUCUUGGGAAGAACAGGUUCGACAGGCAGAUACCGCAUGAGCUAACAAACUGCGUGCGCCUUCAGUUCUUGGACAUCAGUAGAAAUAUGUUUGGUGGCAACGUGCAGGAGAUUUUUGGCAACUUUAUGAGCUUGAAGUAUCUUGUGCUUCACCACAACAACUACACUGGCGGCAUCGUGGCCUCCGGCGUGCUCCGACUACCACUGCUUGCUAGGCUCGACCUUAGCUUCAAUGAGUUCACCAGCGAUCUCCCACAAGAGGUGGCCAACAUGAAGAGCCUCAAAUACCUGACGCUCGCUGAUAACAACUUCUCUGGUAGGAUACCUCCGGAAUACGGCCGGCUAGCGGAGCUCCAGGCGCUGGACCUGUCUAAUAACACCCUCUCAGGAGGAAUCCCCGCGAGCAUUGGGAAUCUCACGUCACUCCUUUGGUUGAUACUAGCGGGGAACCAACUCUUUGGUGAGAUACCGCCUGAGAUCGGCUACUGCACCAGCUUGCUCUGGCUGAACCUGGCGGACAACCAGUUGACCGGCAAUAUACCGCCUGAGAUGGCAGAGAUGGGGAGGAAUCCGGGUCCAACCUUCGCCAAGAACCGGAAUGAUACAAGCGUGUUCAUUGGCUCCAAUGAGUGUCAAGCCAUGAGGCGGUGGAUCCCGGCGAGCUAUCGUCCAUUCAGCUUCGUCAACUCCGUCUUGACUGAUCCCAGAACUAAGAAGAACUCGGUCAUGACCGGGGGAAACUGCCGCAACAUAUGGGACCGCAUCCUCAAGGGCUACAUUAUCGUCCCAAUGUGCACCAACUCGUUGUCGGUCGGGUCGCUCCCCGGGUACGUGCAGCUGUCAAGGAACAUGCUUUCUGGUGAGAUACCGCCGCGGAUUGGUACAAUGCGGAACAUUGGUUUGCUCUUCCUCGAUGGUAACUGUUUCACGGGGCAAUUGCCGCGGGAUAUCGGCCGGCUUCCACUCGUAGAGCUGAACAUCUCAAGGAACAACAUGUCGGGGCCGAUCCCGUCCGAGAUUGGCGAGUAUCUGUGUCUGGAGAGGAUGGAUUUGUCCUUCAACAACCUCUCUGACGAGCUCCCGACGAGCCUGUUCAAGCUCACGGAGUUGGUUAUGUUCAAUGUUUCAUACAACCCGCUCCUCUCUGGUAAUAUCUCCACCACUGGCCAAUUUGGCACAUUCGACGAGCAGUCCUUCCUCGGCGAUCCGCUCAUCUCAUUGGAUCAGGGUGGACCUGCUGGAAAGCAACAACCAGGAGAGGAAGGUCCCUAUGUUACCGCUGUUGAGAGGAGCAGCGUGCCAACAACAAUCCUAAUUUCGUACUUCUUCUUCCUUGUAGUUGGCUUCAUUUAUGGCACUGUUAGUGGUGGGUGAAAUAACGGUUGACUAUGGGGGCUCCGUAGGAGAUUGAGCGUAUGUGUAAACACGAAUGUCAAUUUGAGGGGGAAUCAACUCUACAAACUAGCAAGGUGAAGCAAAAAAGC
Triticum aestivum (bread wheat) is the source of this 2113-nucleotide messenger RNA. Its product is annotated as probable LRR receptor-like serine/threonine-protein kinase At1g74360. Bases 315 to 2003 code for a protein of 562 amino acids. Gene Ontology annotation, molecular function: protein binding. The record is from RefSeq and is a predicted model, not a curated record. The transcript has a single exon. Lineage: Eukaryota; Viridiplantae; Streptophyta; Magnoliopsida; Poales; Poaceae.